Molecule: messenger RNA, 3549 nt
Organism: Sceloporus undulatus (fence lizard)
Lineage: Eukaryota; Metazoa; Chordata; Lepidosauria; Squamata; Phrynosomatidae
Gene: NTF3
Product: neurotrophin 3
Exons: 2
Coding region: 2414-3178 (254 amino acids)
Biological process (GO): neuron projection morphogenesis; cell surface receptor protein tyrosine kinase signaling pathway; negative regulation of neuron apoptotic process
Molecular function (GO): growth factor activity; nerve growth factor receptor binding
Source: RefSeq, a predicted model, not a curated record
UUGUAGAUUUGAUUAUUUGCAGUUUUGGUUAAUACGUUCUCUCUAGAAAUUUCUAGGUCCUCUGCCAAAAGUUGACCAUAGAGAUUUGCUGGAGGCAUUUGUAUUCCUCCAGGAUUCUAUGAUCAACCUCUGGCAGGUGUGGACCAUAGAGUUGCACUGGAGGACCUGGAGAUUCCUAGAUUGGUGUUCUCUCAGGUAAAAAGACAGAGGGUCUUGGGGUCGGGGUGCUGAAGGAGUGGUGCUGAGGUGAACUGCUGAUUCAGCUGCUGGAAGGCCUGCUCUGCCACAGUGAUCCACCAGAAAGAAACCGUCCCACAGAGGAGCUGGGAAAUCGGAGCCAUCUAGUCCGCAUAUUUCAGAAUGAAUUUCCGGUAUAAAUUGGCGAAUUCAAGAAACCACUGGACCACCUUUCGGUUUCUGGGAGAGUGCCAGGAAGUCACAGCCUCCACUUUUGCGGCGUCCAUCUCGAUCCCCUGGAACAAGAUCCGAUACCCCAGAAAGUCUAAGGUGGGGAGGUAAAAGGCGCACUUUUCAAGUUUGGCAUAAAGUCAAUGUUCCUGGAUAUGCCACAACGAUAUGAGCAUCGUGAGCCACCUGUUUGGGGAGUAGAUCAAGAAGUCAUCCAAGUAGAUCACAACAAAGUGGUCCAAGUAGUUGCAGAAACAGUUGCAGAAAACAUCAUUAGCAAAGUGCUAGAAAACAGCGGGAGCAUUGCACAGGCCGAAGAGUAUCACAGUAUAUUCAAAGUGCCCAUACUUCAUCUGGAAGGCUGACUUCCAUUUAUCGCCGGCUUGGAUCCUCACCAAAUUAUAGGCCCCUCGGAGGUCUAGCUUGUUUAAUACUCGGGCAUGGUGCAACCACUCCAGAAGCUCUGGGAUGACGGGCAGUAGGUAUCAAUUCCAGAUCGUAAUCUUGUUCAAUGCUCAGUAGUAGUUGCAUAGCUGGAGUUCGCCACGCUUCUUGUGUACAAAGAGCAGAGGAGCCACAACAGGAGAUAUGGACAGACAGAUGAAGCCACAACUUAAGUUCUUCUCUAGGAAGUCUCUCAACUCUACCAACUCUGCCUCAGAUAGGGAAUAAAUCCACCCCACCAGGAUAGGAGCCCCAGGGACCAAGUUAAUGAUGCAGUGAUACACCCUAUGAAAAGCUAAGCAGUCUGCCUCCUCUGUAUCGAAGACGUCCACAGCUCCACAGGAGGUGGCUCUUGGCUGGAGACCAUGGUUGCCUGCAGUUGCUCGGGCCAGCAGUGCUCCUGGCAGAACUUUGAAGCAAAAAGUACUUCUAGCGAGAUCACAAAAUGUGAAGGUUGUAUUUGGUGAUACAGGGCAUGUCGAGCACCAAGGAGAAGUGCAGAACCUUUGCCAAGAGGAACUAGCCCUGUUCCACAUGGCCCUGGAUCUCCAGGGUCAUUACCGCCAUUUGGCAGGUCAUGGGUCCCAAACUCAAGAGGCGACCAUCAAUGGUCUCCACUGGGUGAUGCUCAGGCAGCAGCUGACAGGGCACAUGGUGUUGGGUAGCAAAGUCCAAGUCAAGCAUAGCCCCAAUAUGGGCGGCCAUACAUUUCUCCGUGUUGAAAUUCAUUUUGUUAGUUUUUGGCCAGUUUUCUAGUCUAUUCAGGUCAUUUUGAAUUUUGAUCCUGUCCUCUGCUUAAAGACCUCCAAAGAAGGAGACUCCACCACACUCUGAGGGAGUGCGUUCCACUAUCGAAGUGGCCCAGACUCUGGACUCCCAGAGAUACUGUGGUUGGCUCCAGUACUUCAUCUUCCCAAGACUGUUCCUCUGGCCCGUACCCUGCCCAGGGUAUGGGCCAGAGGAACGGUCUUGGGAAGAUGCCUUGAUGGUCCAUCCUCCUGAUUUGGUCUGUGCCUUUCACCGCAGUUAUCCCCCGUUGGCUGGGGGAGGGAGAGGAUGAUACGAAGGGGAGUGGUGUCAUGGACUACCCUGGGCCUGACAUAGAGACAGACUCUGAAGAAAUGGAGGAGGGUGAGACAGAGGCAGAUCUGGGGCUGCCUGUAUCAGCAGUCUCAGAGCAGGUUCAGGAAGCUGCAGAGGGAGAAACAGACUCUAUGGACUCUAGGCUGCAGGUGCUAGGACCUGUGGAGAGAAGGCAGGUCAAGGAGUCCUUGAGGAGGUCUUCCAGGCUAGAAGCCAAGAGGAGAGCUAAUAGGUUUCAGCUGAGAGAAGCAGAGGCCUUUUAAAUGCAACAACCAGUCUUGCAGCCUUGUUGUUCCUGUAUUCCUUGCUCUUGGAUUCAAGUUAUUUGACCUCUGGAUCUGUCUUGUGACUACAUUCUUGCCUCUGCUGUGACUAACUGACUGGUAUUGUGUGACCCUUGGACUGGACUCUGGACUACGCCUUUGCAUAUUCUCCUGCUGUGCUGCCUUCAGUAGAGAUCUUACACGUGAACAAGGUGAUGUCCAUCUUUUUUUAUGCAAUAUUUCUUGCUUAUCUCCGUGGCAUCCAAUCUACCAACAUGGAUCAAAGGAGUUUACCAGAAGAAUCAAUAAAUUCUCUUAUUAUAAAACUUAUUCAAGCAGACAUUUUGAAAAACAAAGUAUCGAAGCAGAUGGUAGAUAUCAAAAAUAGUAUACAAAACACAAUGAAGAAAAUAGAUGCUAUUGAGCCAGAUAUGGAUGGCAAUGAAAAUAUGGAUUUCCAGCCAAUUAUGGAAACAGAAUUAUUGAGGCAACAGAGGCACUACAGCUCCCCCAGGGUCCUCUUGAGUGACAAUACCCCAUUGGAACCACCACCAUUGUAUGCUAUGGAGGAUUACAUUGGUAGCUCAGGGGUGAUGAACCAAACUUCUCGACGGAGAAGGUUUGCUGAAAACAAGAGCCACCGGGGGGAAUAUUCUGUGUGUGACAGUGAAAGCCGAUGGGUAACGGACAAAUCUUCAGCUAUUGACAUUAGAGGACACCAGGUAACUGUGCUGGGAGAGAUCAAAAUGGGCCCUUCCCCUGUGAAGCAAUAUUUUUAUGAAACAAAGUGUAAACAAGCAAAACCUGCCAAAAGUGGUUGCCGUGGUAUAGAUGAUAAGCACUGGAACUCCCAGUGCAAAACAUCCCAAACGUUUGUACGAGCAUUGACUUCAGAAAACAACAAACUUGUAGCCUGGAGAUGGAUAAGAAUAGACACCUCUUGUGUAUGUGCAUUGUCCCGGAAAAUUGGACGAACAUAGGUCUUCAUUCUUCUGUCAUAUAACUUAUUAUGUCUAAAUUAUAUGAUAUGCAUGUAGCAUAUAAAUGUUUCUAUUAUUUUAUAUAUUAUAAGUUGUCCUUAUUUAUUAAAAUCCAGCAAACAACAAGAUAAAUGUAUCUAUAUCUAUAUAUAGACAGAUAUCAAUAUAAAUCGAUAAAUAGAUAGGUAAUAUGCUUUCUCUCAUUAAAUAACCAUCAAGCAUGGAUGUUUCCCAUUGACAAGCAACCUUUCUCAUUAGUGCUUGCAUCUUCUGUUCUUUCCCAGCAUUUCAUAAACUGCCUGUACAAUUUUUGUGUAGUCAGCAUUUCUAUUGUCAAGCCACUGACCACUGAGUAAAGCUGUUAAAAGUAA